Pantherophis guttatus is the source of this 9458-nucleotide messenger RNA. RefSeq names its product synaptopodin (gene SYNPO). Gene Ontology annotation, biological process: modification of dendritic spine; positive regulation of actin filament bundle assembly; spine apparatus assembly. Gene Ontology annotation, molecular function: actin binding. Lineage: Eukaryota; Metazoa; Chordata; Lepidosauria; Squamata; Colubridae. Gene Ontology annotation, cellular component: nucleus; spine apparatus; stress fiber. The record is from RefSeq and is a predicted model, not a curated record.
GAAAGAAGAACAGAGACCCAGUUGCUCUGAGAUUCAGACGGAGGUGGAUGAAGAAAGACGUUUCUGCUUGCAGGCAUAAUCACAGCCCAGGAAGCAUCAUUUUACUGCUGCAGGCAAUACCCAAGAAGAGUUGAACUUCUGAUGAAGAAUAGCUCUGCCAAGCACUGAAUAUUACCCAAUAAGAGACAAAAUGCUAAAAACAACUCUACCACCACCUUGUCUCCAACCUCAGUCCAACCAUCCAGGCCCCAGCAGAGUUGACCCAAAUCCUCACAUUAUUAAAAACUCCAAGGCUGACCCUGCAGAAGGCAAAAGCUAUUUGGCAAGGCUGCAAGGAACGGGAAAUGAUAGUAGCCAUGGAGAGCAGGAAAAGAAAGAGUCAGCCAGAGAAAACCUCCAGAAGGAACCUUGGAGAGCCAAUGGGAAUGUCCUCCCCCACAAAAGCAAUGACAACAGGCUGUUGUCCAAUGAGAAAGGAGACUCUCUGUGGCCUGUUUCUGAUGGGAUGGAUUCUGGGAUUAACAGGAACGAUCAAAAUCAAGAAUGGAAAGUGGUGAAAGUGAAACGAGUUCUGCUUUCUCCAGCUGAUGAACCUAAGAAAGCGAAUAUCUCAAGAAGUGCAAGCUUGUCUGAAGCAGAGCUGAAGGAAGCAAAAGAGAGGAGCCAAAGAAUUGUUGCUCAGUUGACCAAUCCACCAAGUUCCAAUUCCAAAGGAGUCCUGCUGUUUCACAGACGCAAGCAGCGAGUGAAUGCAUUCACCUUAGGAGCCCCAAAGCCAACCAACCCAGAACGAGGAGCUGUGGAGAAAGACCCCAAAGCUAUCACUCACCCUUGCACUCUGAGCCAUGGGGAAGAAUCACAUCUGAAGCAGACUCCGAAACCAAACAAGGAGCUGAACGCUUCAUUCUGCCUCAAUAGUUUUGGACGCUGGGGGCAAAAAGUCACCAUGGAAAAAUACGAGGAGGAGCUGGGUGUGGAACAUCCCCUAGAUAAUGCACAGGGCCUUCUGUGGAAUAAGGAAAAGAGUGAGACGAUUCUUUAUUCAACAAACCCAACAUCCUCUAAAGAUAUUCCAGAGGAAGAAUUUCAGCAGAUCCCACUCAGUGUAUACCUUAAAGAAAACACAGGGACAACUUCAACCAACGGAAUACAUGAACCUCUCACUGAGUUUGGAAAAAUGUCUGUGGUUGAGCAAGGACCAAUUAUGGGCAAUACAGAAAACAUCCCAGCUAAGACUGAGGAUGAGGCUACCCCUAACAUUGAGAAAAAAGAUACCGUUCUUGAAAAAGAACUGUAUCUUCUGCAUAUGGAUCAGGAAAAUAAUAUUCUCGAUAAAGACCUGUAUCUACCCAUAGGUAGGGAGAAAAACAACAAUAUCCCUGACAAAGAUCUGUACACAGCUGUCAUUGAUAGGGAGAAUAAUAUUGUCCUCAACAAGACACCGAGUGAACCAGUCAUUAACAGAAAGGAAAAUGGAGAGCUGCCCUACAUGGAACAGGAUGAGUUGGUCACUGAAAUCGAGAACAUUUUUCCCACUGCUGACACCGAAAAAGCCACCGAUGUAUGUUCUAAUGAAACCAGCUCACAAAAUCAUAGGCAAUAUUGUGAAGUGCGCCUGACUUUGUCUAAGCCCCAACCAGUGAAGAACCGAACUGCAAGACCUUUUGGCACUCAGUCACUAGCUAAAAUCCUCUCACCAGCAGAGAAGAGCCCAGUGGCAGAGAUUCCUCCACCACCCACCUAUGCAGAAGCAUUUUCCAGCCCUCCUCCGGUGACUAGGGUCAGGUCACCACCAGCUUACUCAGCACUGUAUCCUGGUCAAGAGCAGAAAAUCCUGGUUUCACCUGAAACCAGGUCCAAAGACAGCAGCCCAGGACCUCAAUUCAGAGAGGACAAAGCACCACCUCCAGAUAAAACAGGUAUUCUGGAGGAAUCUGCAGCCCGCAGAACACCUAAGAAGUCCAUGUUCACCUUUGUUGAGAAGCCAAAAAUGGGUCCUAAUCCAGAUCUUUUGAAUUUAGUACAGACAUCAGAUAAUAAAAAGAAACAGAAAGGACAAGGAGGAGCAUUUCCUGAAGAUGAAUCAUUUGCAUUGGGUGCAGAUGCCUCUAACUUUCUAACUGAAGAUAGAUCAUUGCGUGGACCCACUCAGUCCCUUGGAGAUCCCCCACCAGAGUGGUCUUCAUGUUUAAGAUCACCAAAAAUACAACCUAAACCUAAAAUAAGCUCCAACCAAAGCCUAUCAGAGGCAAAAGGAAAGGGGGCAGAACUGUUUGCCAAGAGGCAAUCAAGAAUGCAGAAGUACGUCAUUGAAGCCCCGUCACAUCCAGAUAUAACAAGAUCACCUUCACCUACUAUGUCUCUUCCUCCAUCCUGGAAGUAUACUUCAGAAACUCAUCUCUCCCCUGUGGCAUUCCAACCUGCACUCAGAAGUCCAUCAAGAUCUCCAAAAGGUCCCCCUGUAUCUUUCUACAACAGCAAUUUGACAGAAAGCGAGCUCUCCAAAAAGGAGCUGGAAAUCUCCAAGCAACAGCCUUACCAGCUUCAGUCACCCAUGUUUGUUCGUUCCCCAGUCAAAGAGCCCAUGAGAUCUGUAGUCCCUGAAAGGGGUUAUGUGAGACAGGCUUCUUCCUCUACUUCGCCCUUGGCACCUUCUCCUCUGUUGUACCCACCUGUCCAGUCCAGCCCAAGCAGAACAUUGCCUGGCCUCUUUGCUCCGUUACCUGGAAACGUGUUUCCAUCACAGAAGAUCAGAGCAAAUGCUGAAAUAUCACCAGAAGCAUCUUUUGAAUACUCUUCUAAAAUUUUGUCUCCAAGAGCUAAAGGAGUAUUCCAAGCUCCAAGACCAUCUUACUCCACCAAGAAUGCAGGGAUUGAGCCUCAGGAAAGAAAAACAUCCCUGCCUGCCUCCCCAACAUGGACUCCACAGCUGAUAAGGCGACCGUCCGGCAGCAUAGAGGGCUGGAUGAGCCCAGCCCAAACUCCCGAAUCUGAGGAUGGACAUGUCGAAGCCUUUCGAGCAGCCCAUGUUAUGACUCCACCUCCUCCCAUGUCUCCAUCCUGGAGUGAAAGGUCUCUGUCACCAUUUCGACAGGAGAUUGACCAAAAGUCCAGCCGACAGAUGCAGGUGCUGUUGGCAAGAAAUAUCAUAAAUGCUGCCCGGAGGAAGAGCUCUUCUCCCAAACUCACCAGAGUAGAAAACUUCAGGCCCUUCACGCCCCCUGUCACUUGCCCCAAUGUGUCAUCCACUGGUGGAAGCCCUAAGAACAGGAGUACUCAUUCUCCGAGCCCAAUUCAGUCACCCAAGCCGACAGGAAUGGAUGGCUACAGACGUGUCUCCCUCCCUGUCUCAGCUGCCCCACCACAGGCUAGUGCAUCAUCAAACAACAGCCCCAGGUUGCUAGGCAUGAAAUCUCCAAGCCCACUACAGUCACCAAAAGCAGGGAGGAUGAAUGGAAACAAAUGCUUCACGCUGCCUCCUAGAACUGGAGCAUCCCAGUUCAUUGUCUCAACAAACCGUAAUGGGCCAAGUAUAAUGGGCACUCAUUCUGAAUCACACAAGGAUCCGGAGCCGCUUCAAAAACCCACAAUUGUGGAUAGCCGUAAGGCCUUCACAUUGCCAGCAAACACCAGUGGGAUGUCAUAUACUAGUCCAAAAAACCUGGAUGUUUCUUCUCCCACUCUCCAAAGUCCGAUGAUGACAACAUGGUCCCCAGUGAAGCGCUCCACUUCCAUGUCCCCCACCAACUCAGAGGCAUCCGUGGACUCUGACUGCUCUGGGGUCAAGUCACCUAGCAUCCGCAGCUUCAAUAUUUGCCCACGAGGCUGGAAUGGCAGCCUGAGACUGAAACGGGGUAGCCUCCCAUCAGAAGCAUCCUGUACCUCUUAAACAUGGGCCAAGAGAUGUGAACCAAAAAAAAAAAAAGGUUGUGAAAACUGUUGCCAAAGUAUUUGUGCAGGUUCAUACAUGCAUAAUCCUGCCAACCUAGUUAAAUUUUAGGAGGAAGACGUUCAUCUGCGAAGAUGUGUAACACCUUCUCUCCAAGUUUGCCACUUCCUGGGGACUUUGAAGAAGAGAAUUUAUGAGAAACAUUUCUCAUACAAAGGAGAAGUGUGUUUCAGCUUCUAUUCCUGCAGGGCAUCCAUUUCCACAGGAUCUUUGUUCGCUUCCUCCUCCCUCUCUCUCUCUUGGGAGACAUGCUUGACUUUCCCAAGUUUUGCUUUCUCUUUCUCAGCUGGACUGGAGACACGAUGAUUUCUUUGCUUGGGGAAGGUUAAGGCGCAUCUGACUGCUUUUGUUCCCUCUGAGAAAUAUCCUGCAGGAGGACACAGAGCCCAUGAUAGAAUCCUUGAUGACUCUUAAUGAGGGGACAGUAGGAGAGGAAAGCCAGCCUUAAGUCCAUGAUUCACAUACAACAAUUAAGUCCAUGUUUCACAUAAACAAUUGCCAUUGAUUUAGCUCUACUUUGAUGGAGCUACUCUUCAGUUGGCUUCCAUUCCAACAUCCUGAGGGAAGAAGAAGAAGAAACCAGGGGGGAAAAUUAUGAGCCAGAAGCCCAUUCAGAAGUUGUUGUUGGUGCUUCAUCUGCACAGCAUAAUUUUCCUCCAAGCAUAAAGAUUGACUUUAUAUAAACCAAAUGAAAUGAAAGAAGGUUGUUUUAAAGCCUUUUUGUUCUCUGGACUAUUGGAGCUGAAUUACAAGAGGACGAAGGACCGAUUCAAACUACAAUCCAAGCACUCCUGCAUCCACAUUAGAAGAUACCACGUAGGAACAUGAAAUGUAGGAACUUCGAAGCUUUCUGGAAAUGCCACCAAAGCCAGCCAGUCUGGGAUUGUGACAGUAAGGAUCCACAUGGGUUUCCAGUUAACAUGCAGCAAUGGAGGCCUGUUCCCAGAGUGUACCCAAAUGAUCUCAGCACUCUUGCCAUGAUUUCAGGACUGAAUGCCCAGUGAACAAUGGUUUUGGUACUGCCAGUCACCAGGAGAGAGGUCUUCUGAUCUCUUCUAUUGCUUUCUAGUUUACCAGAUAUCUGGGAGGCAAAGCUAUCCAAGAUGUCCCUCUGGGGAGGAGAUUCACAACAUGUCUUGGUUAGUAAGCCCCAAAUAAUGCCUCUUCUGCCAACUCUUCUUUCAGCACCUGGAGGAAGCUGCCUUCAGGUGCUUUUUGCAUAACGGUUGGAAACAACAGAUGGAGAAGUGAGCUUCACCUCUACAAGGAUCAGGAGCAAUAUCCCGGCAAAGUUAGUUAUAUCCAACAGUAGGGAAGCUCCACAAAGCUGUUCCCUAACACAGCCACCUAUCAGAAACUUCAUUGGUCACUUGUAUUUUCUCAGUCCCUAGACAUACAGGUCAGAACACAAAGGCUGAAGUAGUAUCCCUACUCAGGUGGGACAGAUUUGCAUUCAGAAUAACAUUCCACACUAGGAAAGGAAAAGUGAGGAGCUGUUAUCUAAAACACACACAGGUACCAAGAUAUACAUAAGCCAGGCAGGUGGAUGAUUCUAUAUGGAUUAACUAUCUCAGGUCCCUAUCCUUGCAAUCUACCAAGAAGGACUGCCUAUCAGAGUAAAUAGCAGACAAACCCAAUAGGCUAAAUUCCCUUCCAAUUUUCCUCUUUGCUAUAUCCUCCAGUACUGUGCCUCGUAGCAACAUCUACAAGGCAUAGUACUGUGUCUGGGAGCAGCAUCUAUCUAUUUGCACCAUCUGUAUGACCCGACGAAACUUCUGAUCUACCUCUGCUGAGCAGCAAAGAAAAACACACCUUAGAUCAUCAUUGCCUUUAUUGUUCGGCAUCCAGAAUGAAGGACUUCCUAAAGUGUAAGGCAUGCAUAUACAUGCACGUUUCUUUUUUCAGACUUACAAUCAAUCUCUAUAACUGGCUUCAUUCAUUACUUUCAGCCACAAAGCAGUGUCUGUGGUUGAUGUGUGAGCCCAGUUUGAGUGUACAGUAACUUAUUCUAUGCUGCACCUUGCCAUAAUCCUGCAGAGUAGAAGCGUCCAUCCUUCUGUGGAUGGAAGUGGCUGGGGAAAUAGAUCUCUUCCCAUUGAACAAUUGAAUAAUUUGGACAAGUGAAGAGAAAAGGCGGAGGAGAGAAUAGUUCAGAUAGAUUUCACCCAUGGUUGUCCCAUGCUUAUCCUGCCUUCUCCAGUCAUAGGAAUAGAAUCGGAGGCUGGUCUGCAGUAUUUGUGUCCAUGGUCUCAGAUGGAGUUAACUACAAGAAUUCCAGGCAAUGUGUUCUGUGAUCUGGAGUCUAGCCAAUGUGAGUAAAGUGAGCCUUGUGUGUGCAAAAUGUCCUCCUCCCAUGGUUUCUCCUUACCUCUCAGUUCUGGCCCCCUAUGUCUUGCCCAUUUUCUCUCUUGCUUCUCUGCUGUGUGAUAGGGUGUCAUCUAGCUAAUACAUCAGCUGGCCUUGGCAAAGACCAGGUCGUAUCAGGUGUUUCCCUACUUGCCCUUGAUUCAGCAGUCGCCCUCUAUUUUUAGCCUGUAACCUUUAAAGAUGAAAAACAUUUAUUUGAUAUUAAUUCAAACUGAGCCAGAAAUGAAUAAUCGGGGCCACCCCCAUCUUUGUUUUCUUCUGAUCAUGCAUAGCUUAUGUAGGAGAUCAGAUGGAGGAGGCUCCAAGCUGUGGGUACCUUGGAAACAUACCAGGAUAAAUUCAGACAAGUUUACCGAAUAGCCCUUAUAUUGUAUCUGCUUCAGCAGUAUAAGUUCUCCACAGGAACAUUUUGACGUUUUUCCUUUUAGGGGUGAGGAGAAGUGGGACACUGGGACCGAACUGGCCUAGCCAUGCUGCUGAAGUCUUCUGAAACUCAAGGCCUUCAGGUUUAUGUGAUAUAUAGAGUAAAAGAAGCAGGAAAAAAAUGGGAUUGCUAUGCCAGAUAUUUUCAGAAAUAUGGAAUAUGUAAGGGAAGAAAUGAUUGAUAGAGUAGAAAUGUAUAGCUUGUGGUAAAUUCAGUCCUGGCAUCUCCAGGUCAGGCUGUGAGAGAGACCAGUCUGAAGUUCUAGAGAGCAACCAUCAGUCUCUGAGGUUCUUCCCCAGCAUAUUGCCUUCUGACGUGUUGGACCUCAACUCUUUCAAUUCUCAGCCACCUCAUGUUAAAAGGGACAUGGUUGAGGAAGAUUUUUGUAAAUAAUCAUGGGCUUGGAAAGCCUAUGUGCUUCCUAUGUGCACAUAUCAAGGGGACAUUGUUGCAUGGAAGUCUUAUAUAAGUCAUUUGGUCCUAGUGCCCUUACUCUUCUCAACCCAUAGUAGAAGCGGCCAGCCAACUCACCUCUAGACUUCCUCCCUUCCAUCUUUUAGAUUACUGAUGGCAGCAGAACAGAUGCAUUGACCACAGAGCAAAAUGCAGGUUCUGGAAAGACCCAUCUUCUACCUUGACUAAGUAGAGUGGAAGACUUCAAAGAAAGAUGCAAAAAGCAGCCAGCACUACAAAAUAGUUGGUACCCUGUCACUGCUUGUUUCUUUUACUUUGCUCCUACUGCACUUUCUCCUGAGAAAUGGCAAAGGAGAGGAGAGAAUUUCACACUGAACCCUGCCACCAGGACACUGCUGAGAUGGUCAAGCCAAAGUGAUCUAUUUCAUCCAGAAGGAAGGGAACACAUGGAACGUCAAGGUGUCAUUCUCAGAUAGCAUUAGGAGAUCAGCCAAUAUGUCCUUUAGAGAAACAGAAAGGGAGGGAGUGGGAGGGAGGGAGGGAAGAUGACAAGAAAAGGGGCUAACAGCACCCUCUAGGGCUUCGUGGUGCCAAUUGCAAGGUUUUGUCCUAAGAGCAAGGGGGAAAUAAAUCUGCCCCUGAGAAUGCAAAGCAUAAAAGCAAAACAGUUGAGCUUUGUUUUUAUACCUCUUGUGGCAGAGAGAGUCUCAGUCAUUUGGGAAGAUCUUGGUUAGCAAGUUGAAGGAAAUGCUGCAUGUCAAGUGUAAGAGAAGGUGUUCAAAAAAGAUAUCGAGAAGCUAUUAAGGCAGUUUUUUUCUCCCUGACCUAGGAAAUCACUGCUGCUGUUCACAGCUUAUGGAAGGAAAAGCAAAGCUUGGUCCAGGAAACGAAAAACAUGAAACUUAGCCUCAAGAAUUCUAGCUUCCUAUUUUAUUCCAGGAUCAAAGCCCCAUUUUUCCUUAAGUGAAGGAUUGGUAAAAAGGCAGCCACGAGGCUUCUAAAUAUUGACAGUGUAAAAUUUUCCUCUGUGUCUUCAGACUCUGUGUGUAAAUAGCAGCUGUGACUUUUGCUUCGAUGACUCUGCAACAGAAUGCACAUCCAUAACUACUUCCAAAUUGUUAAGUGGAUGAAUGCAAUUUGAUAGUAUAUUAUGAUACCUUUAGCCCUUUGCUUAUUUUCUAUUAUGGGACCAGCUCAUUUAUCAGACAUGCCUUAUUUCACAGAAAUAUAUCCCACAUGUUAAGGACACAUUGAAUAUUUGUAUGUUCCCUUCCCUGCUAACUUAUAGUGCAAUCCUAUACAUAUUGUCUCAGAAGCCCCCUCCCCACAUGUAGGUAUAUAAGAUUCCAUUCUGCAAUAUUCAUCCACUACUCUAAAGGAAGGCCAUACCUACUUGCAUACCACUACUCUCUCUAAAGAAAAGGCCAUACCUACUUGCACAUAUCUGAACUCAGUUUCUGCUGUAAGAAACUGCUAGAAAUCGCUAGGGCAGGAUUUACUGCUCUGUUUUCAUGAACAAAAUUAUUUCUUGGUUUAGAUCUGUCUAUACAGUUUCAGUUCAUGCAGUUUCAGUUCAUGCCACAGUUUUUCCAGGGUUAUCUUCCACAGAACAAUGGACCAAAGGAUGCUAGAAUAAGGAUGUUUAUCCUUAUUCUAGCAUGCUGAUGGGCUAAAUUCCUUAGGAUCACAAAAGAAAUGAGCAGUUGGAAAAAUGUAGUUAACUAAGGCUGCAAUUCUGUAUAGGUAGUCGUCAGUAAACAAACUGCCUUGUUUAGCCACCAUUCGUAAGUAAUGACGGUGAUGGAAAAGUUACUCAUAAAGUAACUUUAUGAUCAAUCCUUGCAUUGAUUGAUCUUUGCAAAUCUGUAAAGCAAAAGAAAGAUUGUAAGCAUAGUUGCAGUUCCACUUACUGUCCACUUUGCCUAAUGGCCAAGUUGCUAGUCCCAGUUGUGGUAUGUGAACAAGGUCUACUAUGUACACUUUGCUGGGAGUAAGACCCUUUGAAAACCAAAAGACUUAGUGCAAGGAGACAAAUGUAAAAUUGUACUACAAAUAUUGAAAAUUAUGUAUUUAGGAGCCUUGGGGGCAAUUCACACCUUUUUUGACUUGUGAGUCGUCUUAUUUCUGAAUGUAUCACUGAGAACAUGUACGGCUUGCUGUAUCCCUUCACCUGAUACUGUUUGCAUCAGCACCAUGCCAUACACCUAUAUAAAAGCUCCAAAAUAAAUCAGACAUUAGCCCAUAUAGCCUGGUUAUCAAUCAUGCAUUAUUUUGGAAUUAAACUCUUCGUUAUGCUGAAAUAUA